UUCACUACUGACCUCUUUCCUGUAUCUUUUUCCGAGUAGACGCGAGUCUUACUCACGCCGUUUACUCACACGUUCACCUCCUCUCGUAGUCGAUUCACCCUCGUUCGGUGGCAGCUUUAUUUAAAGUACCCGAGCGCGCCUGUUCUUUCAUCUGUCAGAGUCCUUCGGCGUGUUCAGCUGAGGAGUUCGCGUAUACGCCUGCUCUCGUACACAAGAUUGAGUUCUCCUGCUACGGCGUGGUUUCUAUCGUCCCGUUGCUGUGGGUGCCGAAUUCGUGUGCUAUCAUGAAGACCUUCGCGUGUUCCCGUCUUCUCGGACUUGUGGUGCUGGCCGGCGUAGUUCUUACGACGACGGCGGAGACCUCUGCGUACACUGACUACUACAUGGAGGACCACUGCUCGCCGUCCAACACGGCGGACCGGUACCGGGCCCGCACCGAGACGCAGUCCAUCUCGUUCCGGCUCAAGUCUCCGCUCCAGGAACGGCUGGACGAGCGCGGAUGCCGGGCCGGACUCAGCUUCACCACGGUGAACGAGACUUACGGAUUCCUCGUCACCCCCGUCGCCAUCGACAUCCCGCGCGGACCCACGAACUCCUGCGUCAACUUCAUCUGGUUCGAUGGCCUGGCCGAGGACGAGCUGAACGGCAAGCGCCUGUGUGGCGACAGCUUUCCCAAGACCAGCGCGGUUCGCACCAAGGGAGACCGCUUCACCAUCUGGUGGUCUUCAGAACCCAGCAAGGACGCUGACCGCAAGGCUUCCUUCAACGUUGUCAUCGCCUCCUACGUCAACCGAUCGUCCGAAGCCGAGUGUCCGGAGUCGUGGCGUCGCUGUGACAACGGCGCCUGCCUCGAACCCCUGGUCUGGUGCGACGGCAUCGACAACUGCGGCGACGGCAGCGACGAGACGGAAGCCAACUGCGGUGAGUCUCCCAGCACAGUGUUGUCCAUCCCGGGAAUCAUCAUCAUCGCUGUCAUCGUGGUCCUCGUCAUCAUCGCCAUCGGAGUCGUCGUUUACGUCUGCAAACGGCGCCGGGCCUACCGGGCCGCGUAAACGACGGCACGCUUCCGGAAGGGAGAGUCGGCUUCAAGGAACUCGCUUCGCAGGUGACGUCACAUCCGUGUACCUGUCUACUUAGCGUCCCAGUCUGUCGUCACUUCUGUCUGCCGCCGACCUCGUCGCGCUAACGGGCACGACAGAAGCAGACGACAGAGUUGCAGACGACAGAGUGGUUUGAUCUUGACUGGAUACAGAAGUAUGGUCACUGCGGAGUGGGAUGUUCGUUGAAGGCGAAACUAUGUGUGUACAUACAAGUCAGAACUGCGAAUGUUCCACUCUGAAUCUUUGUGAACAUUUUUGCUUAGAUUUUAAAGUGAACGCGAGGAAACGUCACGCUGGUCGUGGCAUCGUCUUCUCCUCGAGUUGUUAAUUUCAAGAAAUUAGGCAACGCACGCUUUGAUUAGCGUGCCUCGCAAAAGAAAAAAAAAGAGGAAUGGUGAAAACCGGACUACUCGCUAUUGUCAUCUGUUUAAAAAAAUACGCAACGGCCGGAUUUCAGGACAGGCCUUCGCUUUUGGUCUCAAGGCACGAUCUCGUAUUAAAUAAUCCAACUUCAGGAUGUCGUCAACUGAAGCUCAACACGGUCCCUUCGCAAACAGCGCGGCUCAAGGCGAAAACCUCGAGAUUAAAUUCGAGCUUAGCGCUAGCAAAUUCGACGCCAUGCUUUGAUUAGGCUACAGACCCAACGUCUGUCGCAGCACCGACCUCCGUUUUGGGCCUGCAGCCUAAAACACGUCCUACUACAGAUAGGCGGGGUAGGGAAUUCCUGGCGUCCAUUAGUAGGUGACCGCCACCCCCGCAUGUGACUCACGCGAAACGUUUUCAAAUCGACGUGGACUUGAAAUGACUGGCCCCUGAGUCAGUGCGCGGUCAUCCGGGUCUCCACGGCAGCUGUCACCGGAAGUGACGGAUUGGUCCCCUCCCGACUAAUGUUUCACUCGAACCACGAGUCGUGGUAUGAUGACUAGGCAUUCGCGCCUGCGUGUCAGCUGUCAGUGAGCACUCGACGUAUUUCUGUCAUUUCCGCGACAUCGUGCAUCAUCGUUCGCAGUCAUGCAGGCUUCUUCCGGAAAAUUAGAUGACUAAUCAAGUGUGUAGAUGGGUGGGAAUAGCAUGGUACUUCGUGCUAGCAUGAAUCACGUAACCAAGCCAAUGUACAGUCACCUGGAUUACGCAGUACAAUGAUCUGUAGUUCGGUUUCCUUCUACCAUCUAGGACAUUUAUAACAGGAACGGUUGAUGAGCGAUGUGGUGCAGAUGUCGAACAUAUCUCAACGUGUACGUUCCACACGAAACAUUCCUUACUCAAUCUUUAAUUUCUUUCUUGUGACCAAGAGGUUCCUUCCUUUUUUUUUUUUUGAAAACCCUGUCACACGGCCCGCAAAAUUGGCAGCUCGAAGAAUUUCGGCUCACAAGUUCACCGGUGUCACACUCUCCGGUGCUGCAAGCCGCCCUUUACAUUGUCGACGUUAAAGCCCUUCAGUUUAAAGACCCUAUCUCUAACUGCCCGUUUCUGCGGACCAUGUGGCAUGGUCGUGACUCGUUCUGCUUUGUAUUGUUCGUGUACUUCAUUCGUUGCCGCUAGCAUCACUCGACUGUACGAUGCUAUAAUGGCAUACAAACUCAAGCGCGCGACCUCGUAUGGACUUUGAAGUGUUCAUGGGUUACGAAACGCGUGCUUUAGGGCGGGUAAUAUUUUGUACAUAUGUAUACAUUUUCGCACAGUUGUAUUUUUACGCGUCUCUUUCUUUUUUCCCUGUACACAUUUAGCAAGCAUGUUGUAACCGGUGUGAACAUACCAUGCAAUUGAAAUUAAGUGUAUCUUUAAUGACACACAAUCACCUUCCGCAAGGGGCAUUUUUGUACCCACCCAGCCCUGGUCACACCUGGAUCGGGCCCGUUCGUGAACAGCCAUAGAACAGCCGCAGUUUGUUCUGCUAACCACGUCGUUCGCUUGAAUACAGGUGCGAUCACGACUCGGUGGAUUGUACAGCCAACGUUUACAAAGUGUCACGAAUGAAUGUGUUUGUUUUACAGGUGAUGCGGUAUGUUGUUGAAUGUUGGAAUAUACUUUGAAUGGUUAACUGGAUCUAUAGCUCACGAAAAGUCACUUGUCCCUCACCAUGCGAACCGAUCCGUAAUUCUCACGUUGCCAUAAUCAGACCUUCAACGCUAAAGAACCACGCGUGAAACGCUGCGCCGGCUUUAGUGUUCUUUUGUUGUUGUUGUUUUCUCUUCCCUAGGUACUACUCCCAUCACUUCGAAACAACCUCGCACGUCGUCUUUUUGUUCACGUUGCCUCUCUUUGUGUAACCCUCUCAAGGGUUUGAACGUUCUCCGCUUACAACUUGUCUUAAAGCGCACAUACCUACUUUUUCUCGCUAAUUCCUGCUCUUCACAGUUCGUACAUUACACGUUUAUUUGUUUGUUCUUGUGUUGUGUCCAGCGAGGUUUUGUCUUUUUUAUGUAUACAUGUGCAACGCGUGUCAUAUUUAUUGAUCACUACUGUCUUCGUGCGAUGAAACCAGCUGCUUUGUCUGCCAUUUCAACGCCUAAUAAAACGUGGGCUGUACAAAUCAA
This is a messenger RNA of Dermacentor andersoni, 3637 nucleotides long. RefSeq lists its product as uncharacterized. The record is from RefSeq and is a predicted model, not a curated record. Lineage: Eukaryota; Metazoa; Arthropoda; Arachnida; Ixodida; Ixodidae. Gene Ontology annotation, molecular function: protein binding.